CUCUGACUACUCCUACACCAUUUUUUGCCUAAAUACGCUACUCUCCUAGCUAAUCCACUUGUUUUGCUAAAAUGCGCCCACCUCCUAUGACUCUCCUCAGAAUUCCUCUUCUUCUCUCCCUUUUAAAUAUCUUACCCAAUUUCUUCUUCCCAUCCUCUCGCUGGCUUGAACCCUUGAGAAUAUGGGAAUUGUGUCAUGUCCUUUUGCCUGCAAUUCGUAUAACGAAUCACAAUCUCCGUCUAAUCACCUUCAUUCAGAUUCCAUCUCUCUCUCUUCUCAGCCCAGCUUACCGUCCGUCCCUUCCCUCACCUCACAAUUAUCCUUCCACCAUCACCACCGCCUACAACAUCAUCAGCAGCAGGAACUAUCUUCAACUACCCACUGUCAAUGCAUCUCCACCCUCAAAGGCCAUUCCUCUUACGUUUUCUCCCUCGUCCUCGCCGGGAAGUUCCUUUGCAGCGGCUCCUCUGACGAAGAGAUCCGAGUCUGGCCACGGUACUCACCCAUAGCAGCAGCUGACGCUGAUGCCCAAGAACCGUCUCUGACCAACAACGUGGUUUCUGUCGGCAAGGGCGCAGUUAAGUCUCUUGUGGUCUCCGGCGAUCAAUUAUUCAGCGCCCACCAGGACCACAAGAUCCGUGUAUGGAGAAUUUAUAACGAGGAGACCCACCAAGGCAAGUACAGGUACAGGCGGUUGGCCACGCUUCCCACCCUCAGUGACCGCGUUAUGCGAUUCCUCCCACCUAAGAACCAUGUUCAAGUGCGGCGGCACAAAAGAUGCACCUGGGUUCAUCACGUCGACACCAUUUCAGCACUCGCUCUAUCUAGAGAUGGCUCACGGCUCUACUCCGUUUCAUGGGAUCGGACGUUGAAAAUUUGGCGAACCUCCGACUUCAAGUGUUUAGAGUCGGUAGGGAGCGCGCACGACGACGCGAUCAAUGCGUUGGCCUUGUCCAAUGAUGGGUUCGUCUUCACUGGAUCGGCCGACAAGAAAAUUAAGGUGUGGAGUAAGUUACCAGCCGACAAGAAGCACUCGUUGGUGGCAACACUGGAGAAACAUCAGUCCGCCGUUAAUGCAUUAGCACUCAGUACUGACGGGUCUGUGUUGUAUUCCGGUGCAUGUGAUCGAUCAAUCAUAGUGUGGGAGAAAGAGAACGGCGGUGGCGCCGAUGGUGGUGGCGGAGGUCAAAUGGUGGUUGUGGGUGCGCUCAGGGGACACACCAAGGCAAUUCUGUGCUUGGCGGUGGUGUCAGAUUUGGUAUGCAGCGGUUCGGCUGAUAAAACGGUUAGGAUAUGGAGGAGGGGUGUUGAGAAAAGCUACAGCUGCUUGGCUGUGCUGGAAGGACACAGAGGACCAAUCAAGUGCUUGACGGCAUCUACAGCUGCUUAUGUUAACACUACCAAUUCUUCUGUUACUUGUUAUCAGCUUUACAGUGGCAGUUUAGACUGUGAUAUCAAGGUCUGGCAGCUUUUGGUUCCCCUUCUCUAGUCUGUAUCAAUUUUUAAUUAUUCUUCUGCCUUGAGCCAUCUGUAAAAAAGAGGUUGAGUGAGUGAAUAGAGCGAGGUUUUUCUCGGCUUUUAACUCAUCAACAUUUCGUGUGCUUGGGAUUUGAAAUUCGUACUCUCCUCAUUCCUCAACCUUAAUUUGGUGGUUUUAAAGGGUUUAA
Messenger RNA from Nelumbo nucifera (sacred lotus), 1667 nucleotides. RefSeq names its product protein JINGUBANG-like. The record is from RefSeq and is a predicted model, not a curated record. Gene Ontology annotation, molecular function: protein binding. NCBI's taxonomy places the organism in Eukaryota, Viridiplantae, Streptophyta, Magnoliopsida, Proteales, Nelumbonaceae.